Polypterus senegalus (gray bichir) is the source of this 6502-nucleotide messenger RNA. RefSeq names its product glutamate receptor ionotropic, NMDA 1. Gene Ontology annotation, molecular function: NMDA glutamate receptor activity. Gene Ontology annotation, biological process: chemical synaptic transmission; ionotropic glutamate receptor signaling pathway; regulation of membrane potential. Bases 617 to 3538 code for a protein of 973 amino acids. The transcript has 23 exons. NCBI's taxonomy places the organism in Eukaryota, Metazoa, Chordata, Cladistia, Polypteriformes, Polypteridae. Gene Ontology annotation, cellular component: neuron projection; plasma membrane; synapse. The record is from RefSeq and is a predicted model, not a curated record.
AUUGAAUUGAUGUUGGGGGGUUUCCAGGCGCACGCAGCCGAUGAGGACCUCUGUUUUAACAGAAACGCUUCAGGUUCCUUUCGAACUUCUCGCCCAUCCCCUCCAUCUGCGACAGGAAGAGCCGAUUCACCCACUCCACGGUGGUCCUGCUUCCAGACCCCCCAACGCCUUCCGAUAGGCUGCGAGAUGCGCGCUCUGGGAAUCGCGCGCCCCCGACGUUUCAGCACCGCGGACAGCUCGCGCUCGAGCCCACCAUUUCAUUGGAACGCUGCGCCUUCAUUCGAGGCAGAAGGACCCGCAGGAGAAGACCGCGAAAACGAGGCAAACGCACCGCGUCGAGAAGACAUAAGCGGCAAAAAUGCGAUGAAAAGAAGCGUCGCUCCGAAAACUGACAAAUGAACAUAUUUAUUAUUUGAUUUUAAAAAGGGUUAUUUGAAAAGCGGUGAGUGCAGAGGACUGCGUCAGAUGAGACCCAUUUAAGGAACAGGAAGGCGCAUUCCAAUGCACUGCUGAGGAGACCACCGGAUGGACGAGAGGAGACCAGACAGUCGGAGGCGCACACCGGACACGGCGUUCAUUUUUGUCAGGGGCGCCCGGCUGCUUCGGUAAUCUCAAAAUGCGGGUCAUCCUGCUGGCAGUUAUUUGUUCUUACUCCUUUGCCAGAGGAAGCUGCGAUCCUAAAAUUGUCAACAUCGGCGCCGUGUUGAGCAAAAACCGUGAGAACAGCUUCAGAGAGGCGGUGAACCUCGCCAACAAGAGGCAUGGCACCUGGAAGAUCCAGCUGAACGCCACCUACGUGUCCCACAAGCCCAAUGCCAUCCAAAUGGCUCUGUCGGUGUGCGAGGAUCUCAUCUCGAACCAGGUUUACGCCAUAUUAGUGAGCCACCCUGGUGCCCCGAAUGAGCUCAUGACCCCCACGCCUGUCUCCUACACGGCCGGCUUCUACCGCAUCCCAGUGGUCGGGCUGAUGACACGGAUGUCCAUUUAUUCUGACAAGAGUAUCCACCUGUCGUUCCUGCGCACCGUCCCGCCGUACUCCCACCAAGCCCACGUGUGGUUCGACAUGAUGCGCGUCUUUCACUGGAACCACAUCAUCCUGAUCGUGAGUGACGACCACGAGGGCCGAGCCGCCCAGAAGAGGCUGGAGACGCUCCUGGAGGAGAAGGAGACCAAGAAUAAAAACAGGAACUAUGAAAACCUCGACCAACUGUCCUAUGACAACAAGCGAGGACCCAAGGCCGAGAAAGUUCUGCAGUUUGAACCCGGAUCCAAAAAUGUUACCUCACUGCUGCUGGAGGCCAAGGAACUGGAGGCCCGAGUCAUCAUCCUUUCUGCCAGCGAGGACGAUGCCACCACCGUGUACCGGGCAGCAAUGUCUCUCAACAUGACUGACUCUGGCUACGUUUGGCUGGUGGGAGAGAGAGAGCUUUCCGGGAAGGCACUGCACUAUGCCCCCGAGGGAGUGAUUGGCCUUCAGCUUAUCAAUGGGAAGAACGAGACGGCUCACAUCAGUGAUGCCGUGGCGGUGGUGGCACAGUCCAUUCAUGAGCUGUUUGAGAAGGAGAACAUCACCGACCCGCCACGUGGCUGUGUGGGCAACACCAAUAUCUGGAAAUCGGGACCACUUUUCAAAAGAGUCCUGAUGUCCUCCAAGUAUCCCGAUGGAGUGACUGGAAGAGUGGAGUUCAAUGAUGACGGGGACCGAAAAUAUGCCAACUACAGCAUUGUGAAUCUGCAAAAUCGGAAGCUGGUUCAAGUGGGGACGUACAACGGCAGUCACGUUUUAUUAAAUGGUAGGAAGAUAAUCUGGCCAGGAGGUCAAACCGAGCAGCCACCGGGCUACCAGAUGUCAACGAGACUCAAGAUUGUGACGAUACACCAGGAGCCGUUUGUCUACGUGAAGCCGACCCUCCUGGAUGGGACGUGCAAAGAGGAGUUCACAGUAAACGGAGACUUAAUUAAAAAGGUGAUCUGCACGGGCCCCAAUGAGACCAUCCCAGGUAACAAAACAGGUCGCCCCAUUGUGCCGCAGUGUUGCUAUGGAUUCUGCAUUGACCUCCUCAUCAAGCUGGCCAAGUCCAUGAACUUCACCUACGAGGUCCACCUGGUUGCGGAUGGCAAGUUUGGAACUCAGGAGCGGGUGAACAACAGCAACAAGAAGGAGUGGAAUGGCAUGAUGGGAGAGCUGCUUAGCGGCCUGGCCGACAUGAUAGUGGCCCCUCUGACCAUCAACAACGAGCGAGCCCAGUACAUCGAGUUCUCCAAGCCUUUCAAGUAUCAGGGGCUGACCAUUCUGGUGAAGAAGGAAAUUCCUCGCAGCACCCUGGACUCGUUCAUGCAGCCCUUCCAGAGCACCCUCUGGCUGCUGGUGGGGCUCUCUGUGCAUGUGGUGGCGGUGAUGCUUUAUCUCUUAGACCGCUUCAGUCCGUUUGGGCGGUUCAAAGUGAACAGUGAAGAGGAGGAGGAGGACGCCCUGACUCUGUCUUCAGCCAUGUGGUUCUCAUGGGGUGUCCUGCUUAACUCUGGGAUUGGCGAAGGAGCCCCUCGUAGCUUCUCGGCCAGGAUCCUUGGAAUGGUUUGGGCUGGGUUUGCCAUGAUCAUUGUAGCUUCCUACACUGCCAACCUGGCUGCCUUCCUGGUGUUGGACAGGCCGGAGGAACGGAUCACUGGCAUCAAUGACCCACGGCUUCGCAAUCCAUCCGACAAGUUCAUCUAUGCCACGGUCAAGCAGAGUUCAGUGGACAUCUACUUCCGGCGGCAGGUCGAGCUCAGCACCAUGUACCGGCACAUGGAGAAGCACAACUAUGAGAGCGCAGCAGAAGCCAUCCAGGCCGUGCGGGACAAUAAGCUCCAUGCCUUCAUCUGGGAUUCUGCAGUUCUGGAGUUUGAGGCAUCCCAGAAGUGUGACCUGGUCACCACCGGGGAGCUCUUCUUCCGCUCCGGCUUUGGGAUUGGCAUGAGAAAGGACAGCCCAUGGAAACAGAAUGUCUCCUUGAACAUCCUCAGUUCUCAUGAAAAUGGAUUCAUGGAAGACCUGGAUAAGACAUGGGUGAGAUACCAGGAAUGCGACUCACGCAGCAAUGCUCCUGCCACUUUGACCUUCGAGAACAUGGCAGGUGUCUUCAUGCUGGUUGCUGGAGGCAUCGUUGCUGGAAUCUUCCUGAUAUUCAUUGAAAUCGCAUACAAGCGGCACAAGGAUGCCCGGAGGAAACAAAUGCAACUUGCGUUUGCCGCGGUCAACGUCUGGAGGAAGAAUCUGCAGGACAGUAAGGAGGUUCCAGGCAGGGAGGUACUGGGCCGAGCCGGGACUCCGAGAUUAGAUAGAAAAAGUGGUAGAGCAGAACCCGACCCCAAAAAGAAAGCCUCUUUUAGGUCCAUCACUUCCACCUUGGCCUCCAGCUUCAAGAGACGUAGGUCCUCCAAAGACACGAUCGAGUCCCACACAGGAAACUUACUUUCUUCUCUGCAGCAGUACCACCCUACCGACAUCACAGGACAGCUGAACCUCUCGGACCCGUCGGUCAGUACCGUGGUAUGACCGCCACUCCCCCUCACCGCUGGACACUGGACACGUCUUCGCACAGCCCACCCAAACACGCUUAUCUCACAGUCCCAGCAGAAGCCCACCAUCUCCCACCACGUCGGACUUUAGGCCACGGACCGCCGCCUCCGGUGGACUCAGUCCUGCAGCCGAGGGGGCUCACCUCCAGCUUGGCCAUCUGAUGUCCAUUUGGGGGGCUUAAAUGUCACUGUCUACCAUGCAGCGGCCUGUGACUCUAAGGGGGAAGCGGAAAGAAAAGAUUUUAAAAGUGGAAGUGGAGUGGCCAGUAUGGACGAGACGUUGGGGGUCCGAUGACACAGAAGGAUCACGGGGUCUGCUUCUAGGGUGGACCUGUUUUAGAGUUUCAGGCUGCCUCCACGGGACAGGUGGGCAUCCGGCAAGACGAGCUGCAGGCUGCGCCGCCACUUCGCCCCCCUCAUCCGGCCCACUUGCUACACUCACAUUUUCUGGCGGAUUUUGUCACGAGGAGGACAUCAGCGGUGACCGCGUGGUUCUGAUUUGGGACACAAAUGCUUGGUACUUUGAGCCCCCCAGACUGCCCUUCUAAGAGGAGGGGACUUCUUUUUUUUUAAUAAGAAUCAAUGUAGCGCCUUGACUUUGGUCUCAGACUUCGCUCCACAAGGGGGGUGCCAUAAUUGCCCCGUUGAAAACACUCACUGGCACUGAAAGUGAGGGUGCAGGCUUCACAGCUGGCACUGUUUGGCAUGCUUGGUACGCUCUGGACUCCUUCAGGUGACACGAGGACACAACACAGUAGAGACGAGAGAAGAGAAGGAGACAGGGAACAUCGUGGAAACAGGAGGGGGGAUCAACACUGAGAAGGCACGACGGGCGGCCUAAGGAGAUGAAGAACAGAGAGUGAGAAGAAGAUUCAAAAAUGACAGAAGUAACAGAAAAAUGAGAAAUUGGAAUGAUAAAAAAAAAUCACGAAAGACAAAAAAAAAAUUAAAAGUGAGAGAAAAUGAGAAACCAUUAAAAAAAAAAAGGAGAACCUACUUAGUGGACCACGAAAAGUAAAUCCAAAGAUGAGGACAGAGAAACACGAAAUGAGAAACACAGAAGGACUGAGAAAAGAAAAAAAAAAAGAAAAAGGGGGGAACUUUUAAAAAUAAAGAAAACAUUGAGGGCGUGGACUUGAAGUGGGACCAGACAAUCAAAGUGGGAAACGCCAAAGACUGGAGGACUGCGGAAACUCGAAACAGAGAGCGAAACACGAGACACCAUUUGAAGUGUGAAAAACGAGAACCUGGAAUGAGAAACAACAGCGAGAAAAAAAAGACAUUUAAGGACAGAAAAUGAGAAACCACCCUGCAGAAAAUACAAGGACAUGAAAAAGUGAGAGACACGGAAAACUGAGGAGAACUGAGGAGAAAAAAGACACAGGAAGGGAGAGAAAAGAACAAAGACAUGCUUAGAAAAACGAGAAAAGGGAACGAGAAAUGAGAAAUGUACGUCAAAUAGACAACAAAGAGAAAUGAGAAACUGGGCCAGCGAAAUGAAAGGAACAGCAGAGAGAGAGAGAGAGAAAAAGAGAGAGAGAGGGAGAGAGAGAGAGAGAGAGAGGGAAAGAGAAAGAGAAAGACCGAGGGAGACAAAGGGAGAGAAAGAGAAGGAGAGAGGAUGAUGAAAUGAGAACUCAUCAAAUAGACAACAUAGAGAAAUGAGAAACUGGGCCAGCGAAAUGAAAGGAACAGCAGAGAGAGAGAGAAUGAGAAAGAGAGAGACAGAGAGAGAGAGAGAGAGAGAGGGUGAAGAAAUGAGAAACAGUGAAGUGAGGAGAGCUGAGACAAUGAGAAACACAGAGAGUGUGAAGAACAAAUAAUAAGGAGGUGAAAUAAAUGAAAGUGAAGAUCAAGAAAUGGAAAAGAGGAAGGAGAAAAACAGAGGGGACAAAACAGAGAGAAAUGACAAAGGAGGAGAGUGUAAACAAAACAAACAUCAAAGAGAGAAUGUUGAAGUUUGUAAAGAGAACAGAAGAUGGAGAGAAUAGGAAAGCGGAAACAAGCAAUGAAUGAGAGUUAAAACCCAGAAAGAGAGAAAGUCAAUGAAAUGAGAAAUCCUGUGGAAAACUGAGAAAAAUGAAGGGGGAUGAGCAAAUGGGAGCGGGCCUAAAAUAAUGAAAAGACCUAGAAAGUGAGAAAUGAAGGCGAAUGCUGAGGAUGAGAAGGAGAGUGUAGAGCGUCCAAAAUGUAAAAGUAAAGAAACCGAAGGAAUGAGAAACGCGAUGUGUGGAACGCCGUCCUCCGUUAUUCAGAUCACACCAUGGAAAAAAAAAAAGAAAAAUCAAAGAGAAAAAACGCAAAUCAGUAAACGUGAGAAACACCAAGAAAUCCCCAAAGUAGACGAUGGAGUAAAGGAGUCGUCCACACGAGAGCUACGACUAGGAAUCAAAAGUAAUUAACGACACCUCGGGUGGAGAAUCGGAGGCGUAAGAACAUGAAAAAGAGACGUGGAGACAGGAAAUCUCAGAGUGAGAACAAGAAAAAGCAAAAUGAAGAACAAAACAAACAGAGAAAAUGGGAACAAAAAAUGUAACAGCAACACCAAGACAGGAGGAGAGACGUGAUCAGGUAUCGGAAACAAAGCCAGAGGCGCACAAAAAAGGCCACCGGGGCCCAAGCUGUAGAGUCCGUGAUGGCUGUGGGAUGGUGAGAGACUGCAGCAGGUGACCGGUGUGACGUUGGUGACACAUUUCUUGCGAUCUUCACCACCCACCUCUGUUUAUACCGCAGGUUUGCCAGCGAGUCUGCCACCUGAAGCCCAAUCUCCACAUCGCUGAAGACCCAUCCAGCUGACAUCGGCGACUUCCCUUUAACACUUGCAGUCCCGGCGAAUCUCAAAUCUUUUCUUCAAGACGCGUCCUUUUUUUCUUCUUCUCUGUGGUGUCGGUCUGUGCCAGUGGAACACAAAAGGCUUCAAAUAAAUCAAACCCUCCAGCGA